This is a messenger RNA of Cuscuta campestris, 1715 nucleotides long. NCBI's taxonomy places the organism in Eukaryota, Viridiplantae, Streptophyta, Magnoliopsida, Solanales, Convolvulaceae. The record is from the annotation of a GenBank genome assembly.
CAAGAGCCCGCUCUUCUCUCUUCUUCUUCUUCUUCUUCUUCCCAGUCUCGUAGAUGGUUGAAGAGCCCUGAGAGGAGGGAGAGAGAUUCUUUGUUUCUGGUGUUAGAUCGUUCUUGGAGGGGGCUUUUUGGGAAUUUGGGACGGAUGGAUCAAGAAAACAUGGUUAUAUCUGGCGAGAACAAUCGCCCCUGGAUUAAACCCAGAGUUCAUCAAGGUGGGGUUGAGAUGGAUGGAAGAAAGAUUGGGAUGCAAGGGCGGCAGAACAGGAGAGUUCUGGGCGUGAUUAAUCAGAACUUGGUUGCUAAUCAUUCAUACCCAUGUGUUGUUUCUAAGAGAGGAACAUCAGAUGAGAAGAAUGCUGUUGUGCCAACUAAUAGGCCAAUCACAAGAAAAUUUGCUGCUCAAAUUGCAAGCUCUCAGCAGCAACAUUGCCAUGAGGAAAGCAAGAAACCAAGAACUGUGGCUGAAGAAUGCAGGAUAUGGGAGGAUGAAGAAGAAGGAGCUGGUGAUAAAGACCAUCCAGUCCCUAUGGCUCUGGAGCCAACAGAUAUUAUUGAUUCAAAGGAAAAGGGUCAAAUGGAAGAGGUUGAAAUGGAGGACAUAUUUGAAGAGAGUUUGUUGUUGGAUAUUGACAGUGGGGAUGCAAAGAAUCCUCUUGCAGUUGUUGAGUACAUUGAAGAUCUUUAUGCUUAUUACAGAAAAAUGGAGAACUGUAGCUGUGUUUCUCCAGAUUACAUGUCAAAACAAUUUGACAUCAAUGAGAAGAUGAGGGCUAUUCUUAUUGACUGGCUCAUUGAGGUGCACCACAAGUUUGAACUGAGGGAAGAAACACUGUUUUUGACCAUAAACAUCAUAGACAGAUUCUUGGAGAAACAAAGUGUUGUGAGGAAAAAGCUUCAGCUUGUUGGACUUGUUGCCAUGCUCUUGGCUUGCAAGUAUGAAGAGGUUUCUGUUCCAGUUGUGGAUGACUUUGUAUUCAUCUCUGCUAAAGCUUACACCAAGAAAGAAGUUCUUGACAUGGAGAGCUGCAUGCUCAACACAUUGCAAUUCAAUAUGUCUCUCCCAACUCCCUAUGUCUUUCUCAGAAGAUUCCUCAAGGCCACUCAAUCUGAUAAAAAGCUGGAGCUGCUGGCUUUGUUCUUGAUUGAGCUGUGCCUAGUGGAGUAUGAAAUGACCAAAUACUCCCCAUCUUCUUUGGCUGCUGCUGCAGUCUACACUGCACAAUGCACACUCCAUUGUUGCCACAAGGAAUGGAACCAGACAUGUCAAUGGCACACUGGCUACUCUGAACUUCAACUUCUGGAGAGCUCAAGAAUGAUGGUGAGCUUCCAUCAAAGGGCAGGAACAGGGAAACUGACAGGAGUGUACAGAAAGUACAACACUUCAAGAUUUGGGCAUGUAGCUAAAUGUGAGCCUGCAACUUUUCUUCUUGUCCAGAAAGAUCAAGAAGAACAUCAAUAGUCCUAUUUUUUUCUCCUACCUAUAAAAAAAUAACUUUUUUCUAAAUGGUUUUUUUUGCUCUAUUAUGCUUGGAUUUGGUUGGGAUGUUAUUGGAUUGAUAAUAUUUUUUUUCUUCAAAAAAAAAAGAAAGAAAGUUGAAGAUAGAAGCAACUGUUUGUGUUGCACUAAGGGGUGAUUUAGAAGUUGCCUUUCCCAUGGAUGAUCAGUUCUAACUGUAUUUCUAUUUCUACUUGAAAUAAAUAGUGAAAUUCAUA